AAUUAAUGAACCUGAUUCAGAUAGUUUAGUAUCUACGGAUAGUUUGGUAUCUACAGAUGGCUUGGUAUUUACCAGUAACAAAUAUAUUAGAUCCAAUAGCAAUGAUAAUUCUGGAUGUAAUAGUAAUAAUGCUAAGUUAGU
This is a messenger RNA of Dentiscutata heterogama, 141 nucleotides long. Lineage: Eukaryota; Fungi; Glomeromycota; Glomeromycetes; Diversisporales; Gigasporaceae. The record is from the annotation of a GenBank genome assembly.